Messenger RNA from Etheostoma cragini (Arkansas darter), 2155 nucleotides. RefSeq names its product claudin c (gene cldnc). Bases 511 to 1182 code for a protein of 223 amino acids. NCBI's taxonomy places the organism in Eukaryota, Metazoa, Chordata, Actinopteri, Perciformes, Percidae. Gene Ontology annotation, biological process: cell adhesion; bicellular tight junction assembly. The record is from RefSeq and is a predicted model, not a curated record. Gene Ontology annotation, molecular function: structural molecule activity. The transcript has a single exon. Gene Ontology annotation, cellular component: plasma membrane; bicellular tight junction.
UGGCCACUCAUUACCUACUGACAGCAAUAAAGCAGGCACACCCAGAACUACCAUGAGCAAAAGGUUAAACCUUUUCAUUUGAAAAAAGCACCAACACACCCAGGUGGUAAAUGAGGCCAAUGCCCAGGACUCGCCUGAUUGGCUUGGUUUGACAAGUGAUGUAAUGCAGGGCCUGACCACUUGGUAAUAAAAUUGUAAAUGGAUAAGGGUCAUUAACUCCUUAAAAGCAGCAGAAAACAGGAAAACAUCUGAGAGGACACGUACACACAGGAGAGAGUUUGCGGAGAAAGCUCACUGGGACGAAUCGAAACUUCUGGAUUCAACAGCAGGUGCAGUAGUAACUUUAGGAGGAGGCAUAGCUUGUGGAAAGAAGGGUUGCCAAAAAGGAGCUUGAAGGGCAAAAUCAAAAAGGCAAAAGAAGCAAGGGAAGAAAGGGAAAACAAAAAGGAAGGAACCAAGAGGAACGGAAGGAGAAAUAAAGGAGCUUUUGAUUCCUUGUCUGAGUAUACGAUGGUGUCUUUUGGACUCGAGCUGGUCGGCGUCAGUCUGUCAGUGCUCGGCUGGGUGCUGAGUGUGAUCAGCUGCAGCUUGCCAAUGUGGAGGGUCUCUGCCUUCAUUGGCUCCAACAUUGUCACAGCUCAAGUCUACUGGGAGGGCCUGUGGAUGAACUGCGUGUUCCAGAGCACGGGGCAGAUGCAGUGUAAGGUCUACGACUCCAUGCUGGCUCUACCUCAGGACCUGCAGGCCGCCAGGGCGCUCACCAUCGUCUCCAUCAUCGUGGGUGUGGUGGCUCUCCUCAUCUCUGUGGUGGGAGCAAAGUGCACCAACUGCAUCGAGGAUGAAGGGGUUAAAGCCCGAGUCAUGGCUGCCUCAGGUGGCUCGUUCAUCACGGCAGCUCUGACCCAGCUUGUGCCUGUUUCCUGGUCAGCACACACCAUCAUAAUUGAGUUUUACAGUCCACUCAUCCCCUCUGGUCAGAAGAUGGAGAUCGGGGCGGCGCUGUAUCUGGGAUGGGCCGCUGCAGCCCUGCUGCUGAUUGGAGGGUCAAUCCUCUGUUGCAGUUGCCCUCCACAGGAAGAGAAACAAAUAAGGUACAGCGUGCACCCCCAGAGUCGUAUAGCAUACUCUCCCACACCGAGGUCAAAUGCUCCAAGCUCCUACAACAGGAAAGACUACGUGUGAGGAAAGGACUGAUGGUGGGAGUAGGAAGAAUUGUGACCUUUUCAUGCUGUUUGUACUUUUAUCCUGCUUAUUUGUAGAUUGUCAGGAAAUGUGUACAGCUAUAGUAGCUAAAUAUCAUUUGCUUUGGUUUAACUGGAACCAAUUAUUCACUAGAAAAAGACCAGUUUGUGGACAUUAAGGACCAUGAAUGUUUGUAAAAUGAAGGCAGUUGUUGCUUUUAAGAGCUAGAUUGGAAGCUCCAUACAGAUGUUUAUUGGUAAUGUUUACGACAAGUUUGAAGAAGCUUUGACCUGAUGUGGUAAUAUAAGUAACAUAUGGUUCAUGGUCAGUUCAAUUUGGAGACUUUAUCCCACAUAUAUUUAUUAUUUGUGCUUAUAACAUUUAUGUUGUGCUGAUCAGUGUGAACAGAUAUCAGGUAUUAUACUGUGUAUCAAAUAUAGAUGCUGUUGUGAAUGUUUUAAAUGGCGUUAUGGUUGGGAGGGCAGGGUGAAUAAUAUGUUUCUUGCUAUUAUAACAGAAUACAGACACAAUCACAGAUAUGAAACCUUUUACAGUCAUCGAAAUGGAGCUCAUUUUGGGGUCCAAAAUAAGGUCAACAGGACAGAGUGGACUGUAAAAAGCAGUUGUAAAAUGAAUAUUUGGCAUGGUGAUUUUUGAUCUCUAUCACAUUUCACAGCACAUCAUGUGGCUGUGUUUAGACUUUGUCUACAAAGGUUAAUGCUUUUUUAUAACAGGGAUUUUGUUGUGUUAACAUUGUACUUGUUCCCCAAUGAUGAGAUUUGAGUUUACUCUAUGAAUGCAAAUGUUUUGUUUUUAGAUCAACUGAAAUGAUUUAAACAACUUUAGUAAUAAAGAUGAGAAACAAUAUGUGGGCCUAAUUUAUCCUGGUUCAACUUAGCAAUGAGGUGAUCGGGGGGAUCAUUAAAUGCUUAAAUACUUGGCAUGAGAGAUAAAUAGUGGUAAGAUUUUGAUA